AAUUUUUGCAGUGUUCAAAUGGAGGAAGUUAAAAGUUCUAGGCGCUAAUCAUGAUGUCAGCACUAGAAGAGAAAAAUCGUGAAAUUAUCCACUAUGCGAUUAGUCACUCCACAGAGGUCAUCGUCAGUCCAGAGUUUCUUGACUUUUCGCCAGAACUUCUUAAUCAGAUUUUAAGCGCUGAUAACCUCCACAUUGACUGUGAAGUGGAUAUCUUUCAGGCCAUCUUGAGAUGGUACGAACAUGAUAAGAAUGCACGUGCUACAAACCUUCCGUUACUAAUGAGCUCCUUGAGGCUGGAGCAUUUCGAUGGCGCAUUUAUAGACAAAAUUAUGAAACCUCUACCGGGUUGUGAAAAGUUAGCAGAAAAAGCAUUAAAAUUGAUCACAACAUCAAUGAAUACCGGGGGCUAUACAAAAGCGGUAAAUGAACGGAAAUGUUGCGGAUUGUUGAUUUUAAACGAUGUAAAAAAAUUAAAAUACAUCCUUCGCUAUAAUUCAGCGAUGAAGAAAUGGCAAAAAUGCUUCGAACUUAAAUUCAGAGACUAUAGCUAUGGAUUGGUUUACUACGAGAGUAGUCUUUUCUUUAUUGGUGGCCGCGGCCGAGGCGUCCAAAGAAACAAUACCGUUAAACGAUUUAAUAUGGAAACUUUUACGUGGGUGGAAAUGGCAAGCAUGUCCCAGUGUCGUGAUGAUCUGUGUGUUGUGAUGCUAAAUGAAAAGAUUUACGCUUUUGGUGGGCAUGAUGGUGGCGAUCCUUUCAAUACAAUUGAGAUGUAUGUACAUACAUAUCGCUCAGAGACUGUCACANACUGA
Molecule: messenger RNA, 812 nt
Organism: Rhagoletis zephyria (snowberry fruit fly)
Lineage: Eukaryota; Metazoa; Arthropoda; Insecta; Diptera; Tephritidae
Product: kelch-like protein 18
Molecular function (GO): protein binding
Source: RefSeq, a predicted model, not a curated record